Molecule: messenger RNA, 2232 nt
Organism: Colletotrichum tamarilloi
Lineage: Eukaryota; Fungi; Ascomycota; Sordariomycetes; Glomerellales; Glomerellaceae
Exons: 3
Coding region: 1-2232 (743 amino acids)
Source: RefSeq, a predicted model, not a curated record
AUGGCAUCUACCGAUUUUACGUUCUUCUAUGGUCUCAAACAACAAGAUUCGUACGAACGCUGUGCCCGUGAGGUGGCAGAAGACGUACAGGACCACGUGAAUAUGAAAGACAAGCCCAGAAGCUUGCUAAAGCCACAGAGCGCCGGCCAUGAUGGGUACAACCCCACCGAUUCUGAUGAUCUCAGCGCAAUAAAGAUAUUAACGCAGAUGAAGAACGACGAUGUUAGAUUAUCGACGACGUUCGACGUCAGCUCUGGUACUCUGGGCUCGCGACCUGCCGGCGAGAGGUUGAAUCCCUCAAGCCAUGCGCCAUCACCAAGCCGCGAUUGCAAGCUUCGGCAGAUGUCGCAAAACCGAUUGCCAGAGUUGCCGAAUUCAAACCUUGAGACAAAGAGUGUGAACGGAAACGGAGCGAUGGAGCCGGUCGACGAGAUGGAAACCCCACACAAGACACCGUCGCUCUGUCUUGGGCGCAUUAUUUACGAAGAAGCUGAGACGUCAGAAGACCACGCCCCAUAUUCCACCGAGAUGAGAGAUGCGCGUCCAUAUGGAAAUUACGCUCGUGCAUUUCGCCGACGAGAGAAGACCCUCAAUGCCGUCAUCAUGGCCGAGCCAUACUUAACAGCCGUCGUUGCGCAUGCCAAUGAAUACAUCUACUGCAACGGCAUGCUUUGCUACACGCAGAUAGAGGCCCAAAAACUUUACCUCCUCAAUAUUCACCAGUCGGCGCGGAAGAAGAUCGAAAUCAGCGUGGACAAGCUACUUGCUUCCAUAUCCCACACUAAUCCGGCACAGAAGUAUAAGCUCCGACCUAUAUACUUCUCCGACGACAUUCUGUCCUGCCUUUGUAUCCCGCGUAAGAAACCAGGAAUCGAGCAACUCCUCGUCAUCGAUAUUGAGAAGCAGAAAACGUUCCCCUGUAAAGACGCUAGUUCCUGCAAGAAGACGUUUGUCAGAAACAAUCACGAGUAUUUGUACUGCGGAACUUAUGACAACAACGACGAAGUGUGGACGCUUAAAGUUUUGAGUCUGAGCGAGGGAUCCUGGCUACCCGGAUUUCUCAGCCUUGAUGAUAUCGCCGGCUUCGACGUUGGGAUCUCGCUGGCUUUCGAAAUCGUGGACGAUCACUUCUAUGCUGUGUCAACCACACCAAAAGAUGAUACUGACGAGACUGAUCACUUGUCUCGUUACUACGGCGUGCGCUAUCCUCUUGGUAUAUGCGGUCCCGAGGACAAGCAGCUGAUGUCUAAAUCCAUGUUUCGUCGUGACCACCGAGAUGGCCCGAUGGAUAACAGAUGGACGACUCUCGGCCUCGAGAAAGACUCCAAAACAGGAGUUCUCGAGGUCGUGGAGUGUCGAAAAGAACAUCCUUACAACAGCAACGGGAAAUCGAGGACUGCCUCGAGCUCGAGGACUGUCUAUCGAACGGCGGUCAAGUUCGAUGAUACCGAGCCUGCUGAUGAUUCGGUGUCUACAAGAGAAGGCAUUGAGCAAGAGUCCGUCCACGUAUCUGGCUCUCAAGAUCGGACACCGCGCUCUCACGGAAGUCAAUCGACCUUUCACCGAGGAGACGAUAGCUUCACAGAACCGCUCAUUACCUUUAAGAACUGCUUUGUGAGGUCCUACAACAGCCCCUGCGGAGCAUUCAUGGACUUAAUCAACCCUGCGGCCGUAGAUGAGAAGCCUGCCAACCUUCAGCUGCGGACCAUGACUCGUCUGCAGGCGGCAACGCACCAGCAACCAGAUUCUCGAGAAACAAACCACAUCGAGAACGUGAUAUCUUACUGGACACUUCAGACUAAAGCACAUGGAGAGUCAGGAAAACUGGCCGACACCCUCAUCCCACAUGGUCAAGACUCUCAGUGGGAAAUUUCCGGAGUAGCUGAUGACCGAUCUCUAAUUUACAUCUCUGGAAACGCUAAAACCAAAAACUUGCGCUCUCUGGUGUUCAUCUCUUUUGAUCCUUCCAUCAAACUGGCUGGGAGUCUCGGCUGGCUGGGGGCACCAUUGCGGAACAACAAAGGAGAUGAGGUUUCACCUCAUCCUGAUGCGCCAGCAAAUCAGGGGGGGUUAGCCAAUCCCGCCGGGGUCUCCGGCGAUGGUGUCGAUCAACGACCUUCGCAAGCCUUCGCAUCGGAGCUCACUUUGGCUGGUCCGGAAGCACCUCGUUGGUUUCGAACCGUUGAAGCCACGUCUCCGAGCCUGCUAUGUGUUCCCUUGGGGACGAUGUAG